Molecule: messenger RNA, 741 nt
Organism: Durusdinium trenchii
Lineage: Eukaryota; Dinophyceae; Suessiales; Symbiodiniaceae
Source: the annotation of a GenBank genome assembly
AUGUCCCCUCGCUUGAAAGAAAAGCGCCCAUGCCUACAUCGGGCCGUGAAGAAAAAACCGGCGAAAGCAAUGGAUUUGAGGAGACCCAAAGACACAAAGCGCAUGUCUUCAGGAUGCCUCACAAAACUGCACAAGACCUACAAAGGUCUUGAGGACAUCCACCUCCCACUCUUCAAAGAGGUUCAGAAGAUUGCAAAAGCUAAGUGUGUCUUGUACCCUGGGAGUCAUUGGCACUUGCAAGCAUCCUUAGUUUUUCCCAAUGUGACGUAUAUUGAUUACAACAAGGCAGUCGCACCAUUCUUCCAAGAUGCAGCUGUGCAAAAUUGGAUUUCAGAGAAUAAGAACUAUGGAGGUUCUGCAAAAAUGCAAUUUUACCACACAGAUUUUGACCACCUUAAACUCUCUGGUGGCUACGACCUGCUUAUCUCUAUGAGCGCAGGCAUUGUCUCCAAGCCUUGUGCUCGCUUUCUGCGCAUUGGUGGCCAUUUCUUGGUGUCAGAUGCUCACUUUGAUGCUCGUACCGUGGCGUUGGACAAGCGCUUCAGUCUUGUUGGAGUCUACGACAUGACAAGGGAGAAGUUGGUCACCUCCAAAGAUCAACUGAACCUUUGCUUUAUGACCACGACAGGGCAAAAGAUCUCCGCCGAGCAAGUAGAGAUCAGCAAAAAGAAGCCCAAGGGAAGCAGAGGUUUCAAGCUGAAGCGCGAAGAUUGGUUUUAUCUGUUCAGGCGCAUUAGCUGA